CCCCUCGGGGAAUCUCCCAGCGCCUCGCACGCGUCCUCUGCCGCCCCGAGGGAGAAGGUGCAGCCUGGCCGGAGAAAGUGGGCGGCUUGGGCUGACCGCUGGUAACCUACAGCGCCUCCGUUUGGUCAGGAGGACCGACUGCAUCAGCUGGAUUGCAAUACCUGUUGAGCGUCUGAGCUUACCAAAAACUGACCCUCGGUUGAGGAGAAGGGUGGGCGUAAGAACCGUGAAUAGGAGCUUCAUGAUCCUCUUUGUUCUGGAUGAGCGGGAAGCGGAGAUGAGACCCUAAUGCAGUCUCCUGUACAGCACCGUGGGCUGGGGAUUUUCUCCCUAUUACCCUGGGAGAUGGCUCUGGAGGCUAAGUCUGUAUUCUCUGUCUUCACUUCUGAGGUAUUCUCAUCUGUUUGCAUGGUUUUCAUGACCAUUGAUGAUUAAAAAAUUUAUAUUCCCAGGUUCCAACCAUUCCUUGAACUUUAGACUUGUAUAUUCAAAUGUGUGCCCUUGGCAUUUCUAUUUAGGUGUCAAAUUAGCAUUUCAGACUUAACCAACACAUGCAAAAGUA
Molecule: messenger RNA, 562 nt
Organism: Chinchilla lanigera (long-tailed chinchilla)
Lineage: Eukaryota; Metazoa; Chordata; Mammalia; Rodentia; Chinchillidae
Product: translation initiation factor IF-2-like
Source: RefSeq, a predicted model, not a curated record